AUGCGGAACAUGCCUCCGGACGCGAUGAAUCAAGCGAUGGCUCAAAUGAAAGACAUGAAGCCGGAGGACUGGGAGCGUGCCAAACAUCAGUUGUCGUCCAUGGAUCCCGAUACCCUUGCUAGCCAAGCUGCGCAGGCGCAAGCGCAAGUGGCUGGCCGUACGCAGUACGUUCUGAAUGCCAGCACUCAGUUAAAGAACGAAGGCAACCAGCUGCACGGGCGUGGCGCAUACAAGGAAGCGGUGGAGAAGUACGAGCGGGCCAAGUCCAACGUGGAGUCCUUCACAAGCAAGGAAGCGAAGGACCUGGUGCGCGCGUGCACCUUGAACCUCAGCAGCUGUUACCUGAACCUCAAGCAAUUUGACAAAUGCUUGGAGCAAUGCAAUCAGGUCCUGUCAGGCGAGCCUCAUAACUUGAAGGCAUUGUACCGACGUGGCCAGGCGUAUCUGGGAUCCGGGGAUUGCGUCAAUGCAGCAGCUGACUUGGAACGGGCGCUGCGGCUGGCCUUGGAGACGGACCCCUCGCAAGCGCAGCCAAUCCGGGAAAAGCUCCAGGAAGCUAAAGACCAAAUUGGUGCAUUGAGGGCCGCCGGAAAGCUGCCGGCCGCAGCGGCCAAGCCCGCAGCGGUGGCGGGCGCCGCUAGCGUGGAGCCCAGUCAGUCGGCUGCAGCGGCCGCUGCGGCACCAGCUGCGUCGACAUCUGCUCGUUUCCUGGGUUUGUUGCCCCACAAUCCCGCGUCUCUGCAGAUGCUUUCCUCGUUGGACCCCGAGAAGCUUCAGGAAAUGUCCCGUGCUGCUGGCCUGCCUCCGGGCGUUACAAUUACGCCGGAGAUGGCCAAGGCCGCGGCCGAGAGCUUCAAACAGAUGUCGCCGCAGGAGGUGCAGGAGGCCAUUCAGACCGUGUCCAAGAUGCAGCAGCAGCAGCAGCUGGCCUCCAUGUCUAAAAUGGUACCUGGCAUGGACAAGGUUCAGUUGACGCCAGAAAUGGCUAAGAUGGCAGCGGAAAUGAUGAGGGGCAUGACGGCUGAGGAUAUCGCCCGCAUGCAGGAAAUGGCAGCUGCGAUGCACGGGGCUGGCGGCGCAGGAGCUGGUGCAGGGCCAGGGACAUCUAGCCGGCCGGCGGCUGGCGCCGCCCCCGGUGGUACAGGGUUGGCCGCUAUGGGCGGCGGCGGCAGCUCCGAUGCCGCUAUGGCAUCGAUGUUGUCCGAUCCAAAGAUGAUGGAGUCGGCGGUCCGCAUGAUGAAGAACAUGGACCCAGAGGCUUUGGCAAGCAUGAUGAUGUCCUCAGGCAUGUGCAAGGACCGCGCCCAGGCUGAAGCGAUGGCGCACCAGAUGUCCAACCUGAGCGACACACAGCUGCGCAUGAUGGUGAAGACGGCCAGCGUUGUACAGAGUGCGCGCGCUUCUGGUGCACGAGCGCUUGAGUGGGCGCGGGCUAAUGUAUGGCUCGUCCUGGCGCUGCUCGUGUUGUUACUGGCAUUUGUGCUACGGUGGCUGGGAUAUAUGUGACACGGUCAUUUAGAAUGCAGGAACACGGUCCGUACCAGAGCGCUGACUGCUGUGGGCGAGCUCUGACUGCUGACCAAGCUGAAAUAAGAGAGGGAGGGCAUUUGCGAUAAAUUUGCAGCAAGGGGUGGCUGUCAGCCCUUGGUUGACUCCCGUCAUUGGAUGUUGGAAUCGACGUUAGUACGUCACCGGAAUUGGUGGUCGCUACUGACAUGACGCAGGAUUUGGACGCUAAUUGUAUUGGACUUGCUUGUUAGAGUUUGCUUGCAUCUUGAGUGUGCCCUGCGCUUGCUAUUGCUGCAUUAUUGCUCCGUGGAAAAAGGUGCGCAAGUCGGCACUGCACUGCUUUAUGGUGUAUGAACCAUGGGCCCAUUACAGGGCCAUUACAUCACCUUUAAAGCCCAAAGAGGAUUUUUUUACAAUGUGGGGGCCAACCGCUUUAACAGCCAGCCUUCUGCUAUGUGGGAUAGGUUGUCCUGUAAAUGCAGCACGUCA
Molecule: messenger RNA, 1998 nt
Organism: Volvox carteri f. nagariensis
Lineage: Eukaryota; Viridiplantae; Chlorophyta; Chlorophyceae; Chlamydomonadales; Volvocaceae
Exons: 6
Coding region: 1-1506 (501 amino acids)
Molecular function (GO): protein binding
Source: RefSeq, a predicted model, not a curated record